AAAGCCCUUAAAGCAAAAAUAAUAUCGGGACCGUACAAAGGAACCCCGGGAAACAUAAAUAUCCUAACCUUUAAAAAACCGGUUACUUGCUUUAAGUACGGGCAGUUAAAUUAUAUCGUUGCAGCAUGCAAAAUACGAACGAACAACCCAAAAACCCCGUUGGCCCCAGCAACCACACAAAGGGCAAAGGGGAAAAGGCUUAAAGUACGGUAUUACGGGUAUAAAAAGCUGGGCCAUAUCCAGCCGGCGUGCCCCAAAAAAAGCAAAAUAUCGCUACCCAAUUCGAUACCGCUAUUUGGCCAUUUAAGCACCGGGGCUUAA
This is a messenger RNA of Gaeumannomyces tritici R3-111a-1, 321 nucleotides long. RefSeq lists its product as hypothetical. The record is from RefSeq and is a predicted model, not a curated record. NCBI's taxonomy places the organism in Eukaryota, Fungi, Ascomycota, Sordariomycetes, Magnaporthales, Magnaporthaceae. The annotation marks the transcript as partial. The transcript has a single exon.